This is a messenger RNA of Penaeus monodon (black tiger shrimp), 2554 nucleotides long. RefSeq names its product glutamate receptor ionotropic, delta-1-like. Gene Ontology annotation, molecular function: glutamate-gated receptor activity. The coding region runs from base 1 to 1908 and encodes 635 amino acids. The transcript has 11 exons. Gene Ontology annotation, cellular component: membrane. The record is from RefSeq and is a predicted model, not a curated record. NCBI's taxonomy places the organism in Eukaryota, Metazoa, Arthropoda, Malacostraca, Decapoda, Penaeidae.
AUGGCCCUUUCAUCCUUGGUAAAGGUCGAUGAGCCACUCGACUUUCAGAAGGUGUUGUGGAGUUCCUUCUCGUGCAGGGGAUAUAUCUUUCUUCUUAGUGACGUCACUCCUCUCUUGACCUUUGCUGACCUCGGUGAUUAUGUGUGGGACUACGACGGAAGCUUCAUAUGCUUCACUCACUUGAGAAUCACAUUAGCAUUUUCCUUUCCUGAUGCCUUUCAUACGUGUAAGCUGUUUGUCAAAUUAAUAUACCUUUCCAUGAGAAACUUUCGCAACUUUAAACCUGCUCAGAGCACCAACAGAAGUUGUAGUAAUAGGUACCUGGUAAUUGGAUCUUCAAAGUCGGAAUUGCAGGCUCUCUCGUCGACUAAGAAGGGCAGGAAAACAGAGUGCUUAACAGGCGUCGUGAAGGUAAAGUCCAGCUUCUUGUUACGACAAGGAAUGCACAAAGUGGUAACGUUUCCCUGGGAGCCAAGUGUUAUCUAUAAAGAAGGCAAGAAAGAUGGAACCCAAGUUCGAUACGGGAGAGACAUAGGGGUGGUCGAGACUUUGGCAAAAGCUAUGAAUUUCACUCUUACGUACACCGAGCCUCCUGAAGGAGAGCUGUGGGGGAACAGGCUGGAGGACGGCUCGUGGACCGGCCUGUUCGGGUUCCUGGAGCGAGGCGACGCGGACAUCGGCGUCGGAAACACCUUCGUCUCGAACGUCAACGGCCGCCUGGACGUCGUCGAGUUCAGUUCGCCUUACGACGCGGAUGUCAGCUGCUUCUUGGGCACGCGACCCCCACCGCUUCCGAGAUGGCAGAGGAUUCUGUAUCCCUUCCAGCUGUCGACGUGGGUGGCCUUCCUUGUGGGACUCCUUCUGAGCGGCCCCGUGCUCUGCUUCCUCGCCCGCGCCUGGGAUGUCAGAAACGAGGAACACAGCAGUAUCAAGUCCUUCCUCAACGCCUCCCUGUACACCUUCGGCCUCCACCUAAGGGAACCGCAAGCCUACCUCCCCAGCAGGAGGAGCACGCAAGUCUUCGUCAGUUUCCUUUGGAUGUAUACCAUCAUUAUCAUCACGGGUUAUUGCUCUAAUCUCACGGCCUUCCUGACGGUGGCGAGACAACCGCCCUCCAUCGACACCGUCAAGGAGCUCUAUGCCUCGGGCCUCAACGUCGCGGGUCUCGGCUACUUCUUCGGGAAGGCGCUGCAACUGUCCUCGAACCAGUAUCUGAGGGGCCUCGCAGAGAGGUACGAAGUCCACACCCACUACGAGGACAUCUGGACGGAAGUGCGACGCGGAACUGCUGUCAACCUGGAGUCCCGGAAGACACUGCAGUACCUGGUCACGACGCAGCUUACCUCCCGAGGCAUCACAUCCAUGCGGAUUAUCAAGGAAUGCUUUUCCCCUCACGAGAUCGGAGUGACGGUCCAGCGCGGUUCUCCCCUCAGGAGGAAGUUCGACAUGUGGGUCUUGCGGAUGGUGGAGGCUGGACUCAUCGAGCACUGGUUCCUGGACUCGCUCAGGAUAGCCAAGAAGGUGGCGUUUUUGCGCUCGUUAUCUAUCUGCCUGUCUGUUUGUCUUGUUGUCUCUUUUAUCUGUCUGCUUGUCUUGUUUUCUCUUUUAUCUAUCUGCCUAUCUGUUUGUCCUGUUCUGUCUUUGAUCUCUCUGCCUGUCUGUUUUGACGCAGUGGAGAACCAGAAAAGCAAUAACACGAAAACAGGAAGCGGGAAAGAAGCCACGACCGAGGGAGAGGAGGAAGAGCAAGUGGCAGUCGCAGGAGUUCGAUCCCGUUCCAUUAACCUCGACCACAUGCAAGGAGUCUUCUUCGUGCUGUUCUUGGGCUAUGUGGCUUCCGGUCUCAUCUUCGCCGGGGAAGUUGUCUUGGCCAAGAAACGCGCGGGAGACGAUCCCGGUUUCGACUGAUUCUCGACUCUCGUUUUUGGAUUCGGGAAAGCCGUUCGCGGAUUCUCGACCUAUAUUUUUAGGGUUCGUGGAUUCUCGACUUUCAUUUGCGGAUUCGAGAAAGCCUUUCGCGGAAUACCGCUUCAAUCAGGGACUUGGCUUUAUAAUCACACUCAGAGAAGACUUGCAAUACGCUAGACUUAUGCACGUAAAGAGGAAUUAUUAGACAACCAUAUGCAAAUUAAUAAAGUUAGUUGGGUCUCACUAAAGCACACUUACUUAGAAAGAAGAGAAAUAUCACACUAACUCACAUAAACAUUUUUGGAGCAAAGUGUAGUGUCUUGUACGCAAAUUGAUAACAACAAGCAUACUUUAAGCAAACCCAGUCACCUUCAGUUUACUACAUGCACAGAUAUCCCCUAAACGAAUACACAGGAGAGAAUAGGAAAAAAUAUUCUAAAAUACAAAAAAGACUACAUAUUCCUCAGACAAACGCACAUAAAGCAUAAACAUGCACGUUAAUAUACCGCUAUAUCAACUGUAUAGUUUCAUGCCCCAUUGAAAUGCUUUUUGUUGAAUAUUCGCAAGACGCGAAUAUCAUUUAAUUUCAUUGCACUGUAGUUAUAUAAGUGUAAGAACUCCAUGCCAUGUAAAAGUAGUCAUAAUA